Molecule: messenger RNA, 1038 nt
Organism: Camellia sinensis
Lineage: Eukaryota; Viridiplantae; Streptophyta; Magnoliopsida; Ericales; Theaceae
Source: RefSeq, a predicted model, not a curated record
AUGGGGGUUCAACACAUAGAGGUUGUCGUUGAGUUGAAAAGUGAAGUUGGUCAGUCUAGUAGCUCUGGUUCACUGCGUGUGGGGGGUGGGGAUGAAAUGGAUGCACUCCAUAGAUUUUGCCACCAUAAGGAGAAAAAAUUGUUGUCAGCCCCUUGGGCCGAUGGAAGGUAUAAAGGUCAACUACUUGCCGUAAUGGUGAAAAAUGGGAACAAUGGUUUAUUUCCUGUAGCAUUUGCGAUUGUUGAUUCAAAGACUACGACCAAUUGGUCAUGGUUCUUGCACAAGCUUGGGAAGGUUGUUGAUACUAGGCGACAAAUUACGUUCAUUUCUGAUCAUAAUAUUGGGUUAUUAGAAGCGAUGCCAAAGGUAUUCCCAUCAGCUCACCACGGUUAUUACUUACAACGCUUGAAGAACAAUUUAAGGGACUGGACGAAGGGUGUUGGUCAAGAAAAUUCAUUUCAAUUAUUGUGUAAUGUUGUUAUAUUUUGCAGGGGCAUGCGUUAUGAAAAGAUGACAUCCAAUGCAGCGAAGUCAUUUAAUAAUUGGAUCAAAAAAUCACGUAAUCUUCUUAUCACUCGAACGGUGGACAUUAUUCAUACUCAGUUGAUACGAAAAAUGUUGGCGCGGCAGGACCAAGAGAACAAGUGGAAUGAGGUUGUUUGUCCUACAUUUGAAACCAUGCUUCUUGAUUCGUUCAAUGACAGUAGGUCUUGGCAGAUCAACGGCUUCCCAUGUGACCAUGCUGUUAUUGCAAUUCAGAAGAAUCGGUACAAUCUCAGCGAUUGUGUUGAACAUUAUUUUCAUGUCGAGACGUAUCAUGCAGCAUACUCAGGUGCCAUAUUCCAUAUACCAUUGGUGGAAAAGCCACCAUUCGAUCCCACGGACCUCACCAUAUACCCACCAACUGUAAAAAGACCACCCGGCAGGCCGAAGAAGAAUAAGAUUCCAUCAAGGGGGGAGAAAUUGAAGCAAAUAAGGUGCGGGAGAUAUGAUAAGUUGGGAAGCCACAAUCGGAAAUCAUGCAAGGAGCCGAUAUAG